Messenger RNA from Astyanax mexicanus (Mexican tetra), 11618 nucleotides. RefSeq names its product SH3 and multiple ankyrin repeat domains 1 (gene shank1). The record is from RefSeq and is a predicted model, not a curated record. Gene Ontology annotation, molecular function: synaptic receptor adaptor activity; ionotropic glutamate receptor binding. The transcript is spliced from 27 exons. Gene Ontology annotation, cellular component: postsynaptic density; postsynaptic membrane; dendritic spine. Lineage: Eukaryota; Metazoa; Chordata; Actinopteri; Characiformes; Acestrorhamphidae. The coding region runs from base 432 to 7907 and encodes 2491 amino acids.
AGCGAGCGUGCGAGAGAGAGAGAGAGAGAUAGAAGUGUUACUAUAGCCACGGCCACUGGAUCGCUGACCGCCAGUGGAGGAUAAUAUCCAUCCCUCGCUCUCUGGACUGUCACUAAGAUGUAAUUUGCAGAGCUCCCAUUGUUGCCGCGGCGACUUCCUUUCAUCCAUUUCCUUUUUCCUCCCUUCCCUUCUUUUUUUUGUUUUAUCUGUUCUCCAGUCUCUCUCCACUCUCUCUUUUAGUGUCUCUCUACCUUUUUUAUUUUUCUUCCUUUUUUUUCCUGCUGCUGCUGCCGGAUUUUUUUUUUCUGUCCUUCGCCUUGUGCUGUCUCUCGGAAAGGAGGGAUUUGUGAACAUAGACGAUUCUCUGCUGCAGCAAGACAUGAGUCUCUGGGGAUGAUGCCUUUGCCGUUGGUGCCACCCUCCCUGUCGCCAUGACGAUGCCACUCAGCCCCCUGUCCAGUGACGAGGAGCAACAGAGGAUGCUGGGAAACAGUCAACACCUUUAUCCAGGGGCGGAAGAGGAAGAGGAGGACGAGGAGGAAGAGGAGGAGUUAGAUGAUGAGUAUCAGGAUGAGGAAGGGCAGGAGGAGGAGAACGGGGAGCUUGAUGGAGAGGAGGAAGAGGAGGAGGAAGAGGAGGAUGUAAGAAGAGGAGGAGGAGGAGGAGGAGGAGGGCAUCUAGGGGGCAGGGAUGAGGGGCACAGGCAGAAAGGCACCAUGGCAGGACGUCCAGCAGCAGAGCGACAGAUCCGAGGGGGAAACCCCGGUCACACCACCAACCCCUACUCAUCUAACCCCGGCCCCGCCCACCAACCCACGGCCAAUCAGCAGCAGCCGAAACGCAUCAGAGAGAGGAGCUCCAGCUCCGCCCCUGAUGACACACACAUCGCCAUGAUGGUGUUUCGCAUCGGCAUCCCUGACAUCAAACAGACGAAGUGCUUGCGGUUUAACCCUGAAGCCACUGUAUGGAAGGCAAAGCAGCAGGUGCUGUGCAGUCUGACCGAGUCUUUACGGGACGUCCUGAAUUACGGUCUCUUCCAGCCGGCCACUGACGGGCACGACGCCAAGUUCCUGGAAGAGGAGAGGCCACUCCGGGAUUACCCACAGUCCUUUGAGAAAGGGGUGCCCUACUUGGAGUUUCGAUACAAAACCAGAGUAUACAAGCAGACCAACCUCGAUGAGAAGCAACUUGCCAAGCUGCACACCAAGGCCAGUCUGAAGAAGUUCAUGGACUACAUCCAGACUGGAUCUGUAGAGAAGGUGGCCAAGUUUCUUGACAAAGGCCUCGACCCCAACUAUCAUGACCCCGACACAGGAGAGACCCCCCUCACGCUCGCAGUGCAGUGUGAACCAGGGGCUGGGGAGGUGAUCAGAGUCUUGGUGAUGGGCGGAGCUCAUAUCGACUUCAGGGCCAAAGAUGGCCUCACAUCUCUGCACAAGGCCGUCCGAGCUCAUGCACACACCGCCCUGCUGACUCUGCUGUCUCUCGGGGCAUCUCCGGACUACAAGGACCGCCGUGGGCUGACGCCGCUUUACCACACUGUGCUGACAGGGGGCGACACCUCCUGCUGUGAAACCCUCCUCUAUCACAGGGCCAAGCUGGGCCUCCGAGAUGAAAAUGGCUGGGACGAGACCCAUCAGGCCUGUCAGAAUGGCAACUCGCAGCAUCUGGAGCACCUCCUUUUCUACGGCGCCGACUCCACAUCCCAGAACGCCUCAGGAAACACUGCCUUGCACAUCUGUGCUUUAUACAACAAGGAGAGCUGUGCGCGCAUCCUGCUCUAUAGAGGAGCUAAAAAGGACACAAAGAACAACAGUGGCCAGACACCCUUCCAGGUGGCUGUGAUGUCUGGCCAUUUUGAGCUAGGAGAGAUCAUCAAAAACCAUCGGGAUUCAGACGUAGUGCCGUUUCUGGAGUCACCCAAGUACGCCCCCCAGAGGCGGGAGAGUGGACGAACACUUGCUUUACCACAUCCGCACCCAUUCCUAAGAGCCAACAGUGAUAACAGCAUGAACCUACCUGAGUGGAUGGCCUUCCCUAAUGCUGCUGGCUCUAACAUCGUCUCUGUGCAGGGCCUGAAACAUGGCGGGACACUGCGCAGCUCCAGCAGUCCCCGUGGUGCCAGGACCCGCUCCCCGUCCCGCGGACGAACAGGAGACAGAGAAGAUCGCAGUCGGCAGACUCGCGGGAGACAGGGGCCCGGCUCUAUCAGCAGUCAGGGUACGGCCCCGGGGCAGCGGAGGCGUCUGUACAGCGCUGUACCAGGACGAGUGUUUGUUGCCACGCGCUCACACUCCGCCCAGGGAGAGCGUGAGAUCAGCUUCAACAAAGGAGACAAAGUCAAAGUGCUGAGCAUCGGUGAGGGGGGAUACUGGGAGGGAACAGUGCGCGGCAGGACAGGCUGGUUUCCCUCAGACUGUGUGGAGGAGAUAGCCCCCCGCAGCCUGGACCACCGCUCAGAGAGCCGGAGCGAGAAAGCCAAGCGGCUCUUCCGCCAUUAUACUGUGGGAUCCUACGACAGCUUUGACGCACCCAGUGACUACAUAAUCAAGGAGAAAACAGUGCUCCUGCAGAAAAAAGACAGCGAGGGUUUUGGCUUUGUGCUGAGAGGGGCCAAGGCCCAGACCCCUAUAGAAGAGUUCACACCCACCCCAGCCUUUCCAGCACUGCAGUACCUUGAGUCUGUCGACGAGGGAGGCGUGGCCUGGAGAGCUGGACUAAGAAUGGGUGACUUCCUGAUUGAGGUGAACGGUCAGAAUGUGGUGAAGGUCGGGCACAGACAGGUGGUCAACAUGAUCCGGCAAGGUGGCAACAGUCUCAUGGUCAAGGUAGUCAUGGUGACCCGGAAUCCCGACAUGGAGGAGGGGUCGAGAAAGAAAAUCCCACAGCAGAGUAAGAGGCUGAGCACGCCGGCCAUUGCACUGCGAUCCAAGUCCAUGACCUCAGAACUGGAAGAGAUGGUCGACAGAGCUUCAGCCCCAUGGAAAAAAAAAUCAGAGUUCGAAUCCUCACAAGCUACAGAGAAGAAGAGGACAGUCUAUCAGAUGGCUCUGAAUAAACUGGAUGAGAUUUUAGCCGCAGCACAGCAGACCAUCAGUACCAACGAGACACCAGUGCCACGGACUCAGGGGGUGAAGCGGGAGAGAGGCCGAGGCUUUUAUAAUGAGCAAAAUUUUGACCAAUCAGGGAUGGGAUUGACGUCAUCUGGGGCAGGGUUGGGAUUCGACCGUGGCCCAUUUGUCUCUGGCCACGCUCCCCAGCACGGUAUGCUGCGACAGAAGUCCAUCGGGGUUCCAGAGGAGGAGAAGCAAUUUCUUCAUCCUCCAGCCAUGAAGUUUGCACGAAGCCUCUCAGUCCCUGGCCCAGAUGACAUUCCCCCUCCCCCCACCACGGCACCCCCUGAUCCUCCUUUCUCCUCAGCACCCCCUCUUGGCUGGAGGGGAAAGACAUCCCAACAACCCUCAGUAUCAGUUUCCCAGUCUACCUCCACCUCGAGCCACUAUCAGCUUUACUCUCAGUCAUCUCACUUUGCUCAUGGACCCAGAGAUAGGUCGCCUGGACCCCCUACAAGCUCUGCAGCAGCAGACCAUGCAACUUCUUACUCCCAUGCCCAGUCUCACUCCUCUGUCCCCAGUAGGACUGCCUCCAGGAAAGUGGUGGGUUACACAGGAGAUUCAGCGUCGGCUGGAGGUGCAGCAGGAGCACGAUCGGCUGGUUUGAGGAGAGGCUACAGCAAUGCAGUCCCACCCACUAGUGUGGCCACAGUGAUCCCCCAGCAGCAACAGACCACCCAGAGCCAACCAGCAAGGACGGAAAGAGGUGCAGCUGGAUCGACAGCAGCAGCCGGAGUCCCAAAAGGAGGUGUGCGAAGAGGCAAGGGACCACUAGUCAAGCAGUCCAAGGUAGAAGACCUCCGUUCUGGGCAAGGCACGCUAGUAGGGAAAAGUUCUGUGGAGAAAAGCUCUAUCCCUAUCCCUACCAUCAUCGUGAAAGCACCCUCCACAAGCAGCAGUGGACGCAGUAGCCAAGGAAGCAGUGUGGAAGCAGAGCCUCCACCUAGUAGUGAAAGUGAAAUUUCCAAACCUCCACCUGGAGCACCACCACCUGCCCCUACAAUGCCCCCUCCUGCGCCACCCUCCAUCCCUGCACCUCCACCCCCUUCACUUCCUCCUUUGCGGGCCCAAGAGAGCCUAGACUUUACCAGCCAGUUUGGGGCUGCUAUUGUGGGAGCAGCUCGUAGGGAUCGCGAGCGCUUUCACGAAGCCCGUCGCAAAAGCGCCUCCUUUUUCCUUUCAGCUGAGGAGGAAUUAGCGGGCAGCACUGGAGGACUAGGAGGAGGAACAGGAAGGAGCCAGGUGUCUCAGCAGCCCCAGCAGCAGCAACUUGGCACCCAACCUUCACCACGCCUGAGGCCCUCCAAAUCUAUAGAUGAAGGCAUGUUCUCUGGAGACACCUUCAUUCACCAUGCCCGUAGCAUGCCACCUGCCUUUGGACUGCCUGAGUACUCCACUCAAGCUCCAUCAGGGGACUAUCAGCCCAAGUCUGUUCCUGCUGACUUUUACUUGGCAGGUAGCCGUCAGCAGCCACAACAGCAGCAGCAGCCUCCUACCACCACUUUCAUCCAUCCCUUAACAGGAAAAGUCCUGGACCCUUCAUCUCCCCUGGGACUUGCUUUGGCUGCUCGGGAGCGUGCCCUGAAGGAUGAUGGGCGCAUGCGCAGGGAGAGGGGUGAGCACCACUUCAGCCGCCAGCUAUCCAGUGUGGGAGCCUUCCCUCCUUCUCACUCCGUUGCUCCAUCAGCCUCUGUCAGCUCUUCCGCCGCUCAGUCCUCUAGCUCUUCCUCAUACCUCGUCACUUCAUCUUCUUUGGCCGCGACUACGCCUUCCACACGACCUCCAUCACCCAGGAUCCUGAGGGGAACAGGAGGAGGUUGGGGAGACGAUGGAAUGGCAGGGGAACGAAGUGAGAGGGAAGCACCUGGAGCAGCUCCUUCAUCCCGGGAAGGACUAAGGGUCCGUUUCUCUGAGGAUAAAACUGUCCACACACACCACUACCAAUCUCAGCACUACCAACCCACCCAGAAAGAACGGGAAAGGGAACGACAGAGGGAACGUUCACGGGAAAGGGAGAGGGAGAGAGAGAGGGAACGUGAGAUGGAAAGAGUUCAGAGUCAGCAGCAGCCACAGCCAUCUGCACAGCCAACUACUCAACAGCCUCGGAGACCAUCCUUUUUGAGAAUGGAAAGUGAGGCUGGAGCAUAUAUUCUGUCCCUGACUCCCCCUUCACCUCCAGCCACUGCUGCACCCACACACCCAGGAGGGGGAGGGACUGGGGGAGAAGGAUCCAGUGGUGGUGGGAGUCUCAUGGUCCUCCCUCCUCCUGCACCAUCAGUAGAUGCAGAUGAUGAGUUUGUGUUUGCCGAUCCUUUACCACCUCCCCUGGAGUUUGCUAACAGUUUUGACAGAGGAGCAGGUUAUUCCGGGAUGAUGGCUAACAAUGUGGCGAUUAGGCAGCAGCAACAGCAUCGUCACCCCCCUCCACCUCCACCACCUCCUCCUCCACCCCCCCAAAAAGACACUUUCAUAACCGGCUUCCCCGCCCACACACCACUGCCCUCUCCACAGGCCGGCGACUCUACCGCCUCCAGUCUUACUUCCUAUGACAGUGAAGUGGCAAAUCUGACUCAGUCUGCCCCUUCACCAUCUCCAUCCUCUCCCAACCCUCCUCCACCAGCUUCGCCUUCCAGAUUGCAACCUUCUGGCCCUCCUCCCCCUCCUUCUGUGUCUCCUCCUCCUCCACCUACCUCAUACCAUAGACCCUUCAGCUUAGCCCAGUCUCAUCAUCUCUACAACAGCGCUCCCACAACAGGUCGUGCUUCUUCCCCCACACCUCCACCUGUCUCAAUCCCAGCUCCCCCUGCAUACCGAGGACCUCCUGCUGCUCCUUCAACGGCUGCCACGUCUGCCCCUUUGAGGGGCACCUUUACCCUGUCCACGACCGCAACCUGUGCUACAGCUACAACCACCACUGCUAGUAUUGCUGCUAGCACUGCUACUGGCAUUGCCAGUAACAUUGGUAUGACCCCUUACACCCAGCGCAUUGCAACUGUUUCCACAGUGGCUACAGGAAGUGGUAGUAGGCGGGCUAGUGCAGAGCACCACCCACCACCAACCUCAGUGUCAGGCAAGAGUGGGGAAUCCCAGGAAACUGUGGUGGAUUCUGGAAUCGAGGAGCUGGACAGUCGUAGCAGCAGUGAUCAUCAUCUGGACAACAUCCUUGCUCUCAGUGGAAGGGAGAGGUUGGAGAGAAUGGGCAUGGGAAGUUUGGGUGGAAGCGGAGAGAGAGUGGGAGGAAUGGUGGAGAGUGACAGGUUAAGUGGAGCAGACUUCUUGGAGUCCUACAUGAGUUACCUGGAUGGACAGACUUUUGAAAUGCACAAUGCCAAAGCAGCCAGCCCCGCAUCCACAUACCCGAAAACGCAGCGGUUUAGAGAGGGCAGCCGGGCCGGUGACCUCAGAAGGCAGACAAGCACGGCUCCUCCAGCAUACCACAGGCGACGAGAGGAAGAAGAACCUGAAGAAGAGGAGCCAGAGGAAGGAGAGGAAGAAGACGUGAGCACCCGGGAUGGAUAUGGGAUUAGGGAAGGACAAGGCUUGGCACGCUCAUCUGUAAUGUACUUUGAUCGCCCCCGUACCCCUGAGAUGAAGCCUCUUUGGGGUGAAGGGUCAGGGGGGGCAGGGCAGGGCAUUGGGGACAGUGGAACUCAGGCUGGAGGAACGUACAUGGAAGGACGUAAACUCCAUCCUCCCAUGUCCGGCAUGAAGGCAAGCAUCAUUAGUGAACUGAACACCAAGUUACAGCAGAGAAGCAAAGGAAUAGAGAGCUGGGGAUCACAGCGAUCACUGAGCAGACACAGGUUCUCAGAGGACUCCACAGGUGCCUUGAGUCCGCCAUCGGUCCGCUCGCCUUCUCCAUCUCCUCUUUCUCAGCCUAAUCUGUCUCCCUCUCCCACCGCCUCCUCCCAACCUCCUCUCUAUCCGCACUGGGCUCGUUCGCCAUCUCCUCAGCCUCCAGCUGCCACGUCUCAGCCACCUCCAGCCCGCUCCCACUCUCCAGUCUCCCCUUCCUCUGCUUAUGCCCCAUAUCCCACCUCUCCCAAACACAGGCCUGUGUAUCGCACCAAAGCUUUGGAAUUUCAGUUCAUCCCAAGCCGGGAGUCCCGCAAGGCAGAGUCCCAUCACUCGCAGCGCCGCAGAGCACCAAGUCCACUUAUUUCUCCCUCAGAUCGGCCCAAACUUGGUCCGCCACGGCCAUCUUCCCUUCCUAUCCUUCCCACCACACCCCUCUACAGCAGCCUCUAUGACCUCCGGGGCUCCAUUACCCCUCCGUCGCCCGCAAACCCUCUGGGUGACCCCUAUUUCUCCCCUUCUCCACCUCUGUUUGCCCCUUCUGGUGCACCACCACCUCCAAAUUCAUCUUUGGUUGUGUCUCGCUCCCUCUCGCCCACCCAUUUUCUCUCUGGGACAUCCUCCCCACCCCUCCACUCAAUAGCUCCACCCACAUGCCUCAGUUACCCCCACUUGCCCCCUCCAUCGCCCUCCAAACCCUUUGCAUCCAAGCCCUUGCCCUACUGGACCAAGUACGACGUGGCUGACUGGCUGGCCUAUCUGAACCUGGCCGAGCACAGGGAGCGCUUCCUUGACAACGAAAUCGAUGGCACGCACCUUCCUUCCCUUACCAAGGAGGACUACCUGGACCUGGGCGUGACCCGGGUGGGCCACCGCAUGAAUAUAGAGAGAGCGCUCAGGAGGGUGAUGGACAGGCUAUCUAGCUCUUUUCCCAUUUCGGCUCUCUCCCCUCGGGAUGGACGGACAGAGAGGACAAGGGAUGAGGGCCCCCGGCGCUGAGAGAGAAAGAGUGGGAGUGAGAAAGAGUGAGAAAGAGAGGAAGAGAAAACGUUGGGGGAACACUUGAGGAAGCUCAAGCAAGCGUCUGCUGCUGCUAGCCAAGGCUGACCCAUUCCUGGAUUAAUGAAAGCCAAGAGGAACACCACACCAUCAUCCACCAGGGAAGAAAAAGAGGGAAAGAAAUGAGGGAAAUAUCACCACCCCCGCCCAGGGUCAUCGAUUUUCCGGACCACAAUCCAGACACACCUCACACUUCACCCGCAGAUAUAGACACAUGGUACACUCACACCCUGUACAUACACUAAUCAAAGCAAGGCCUGAUGUGAUUAAUACAGAAACAGGGAAUACUAACAACUCAGAAACGUGACAGUAACAUAACUGAGCCAAAUAUUUUGAGAGAAACAAUCGAAUGCUCUGUUACGUUCUUCGGUUUUAUUCAUUUAGAUUUUUGAUUUGUAACUCUUAUCUGUUUUGUGAGUCUUGGGAAAAUGGAAUGGAUAGAAAGAGCGAUAGCGAGUCCUUGAGUGGAGUCUUUUUUUCUUGUUUAUUCUCGGCCUUCAAGUUCGGUCCGCGUCGCUGACGACUUUAUGCCUUAUUCUCCCCUGUCCCAGCGGAUUUGGUUUGGUUGAAUUUUGCCUUUGACCAAAAAUCCAGCUGAGAGGCGAGAAUCCGCCCGACUUCUGGCGCAGCCUUCUCAGACGCUGCUCGAUUGGUAGAUUCCCAAUUGACGAGAGAAAGAAGCUGAUUGGUGGAGGCCAAACAUAGGGAAUAAUGACAUGACUGGUUUUCCUACUGCAAGUCAUAAACAGCCGUGGCCAGUUUACUGCCUGAUAUAUACUUGCUGAGCGUGUCGAUGUGUGAACCCCUCUUUUGAAUGCGUUUGGUGAGUGUGUGUCUGCGUGUGUGUGUGUGUGUGUGUCUGCGCGUGUGAACGCGUGUGAUGUUUGUAGAGGUGUGAAUGUGUUCAGUUUUUCAGUUUUUACCUCUGUUUGGCUUUGUGCCAAACCUCUUUGCUUUGGUCUUGUGCUGACGUUGUAUUUCACUAGAACUUCUUUACCUUCUCAUGUCAUGAACUGACAUAUACGUAAAUAUAUAUAUAUUAUAUAUUAUAUAUAAAUAUAUAUAUAUCUCUAUACAGACUGGUCACUGUAUUACACACCCGUAGCAAAAAAUAAGUGCCCAGACCAACUGAAUAGACACACACACACACACACACAUACACCCUCUAUACACUUGCAAACACACACACAUAUACACACAUACAUGCACGCACGCAUAUCUACAGACACACCUACAAAUAUGAACACACAGCUUUUAUUUAUAUUAGAAAUAUGGGACACCUAAAUAUAUAUCUAUGUAUGGAUCAAAGCUGAAUGACAAUUAACAAAAAAGUGCAAAAAAAAAACGUCUAGAAGGAAGAUACCAACAAAAAAGAAACGCUGAAAAAUUGAUCAAUGUUUUUACUACGACAGACUCUCACAGCGUACAAGUGACUGCUCUACCAUACAGAGGUUCAGGAAAGAGAGGGAGGCCAAAAUCUCUCUUUUCAAACCACUCCCCUUCCACUCUUCCUCCUUCCAAAAAAGCACUCUUUCCAAGGAGGCGACGCAAUGAGGAACGUGCAUCCAGACGCCCUGGGUCCACAGGAAUACAUGCUUAUAUGUUUUAAUAUGACGAUUGUUCUUAUAACGAGUUUUUAAACUUUAAAUGGAUCUGGAAUACUCCUAUUGUUAUAAAAAAAGAGAGAUUUAUUGUUAUUUAGUGCAGUCAUUCUCCUCAGUGUCCUUCCUGUUAUCCAUGUGAGGUUUUGGGUUACUGCAUCACAGCUUUUCUGUUUCAGUGGUGAAGGUUUGCAGGCUUUCGGUCUGUUUCUUUUUGUCUCUUUUGGACUCGAGGCCUCUGUGACUUACUGUUUGGAAACUUUACAUUCUGCUCCCCUUUACCACGCAGUCAAACCGAAAAUGAACAAAAAAAAUGCCGCUAUAUGCAAUGACUAUCAGUGAAACCACUUCUUUAAAUGUGAAAAACACCUGUACUGUCCCACGUGGAACUCUACUUUUGCACCAGGUGUGUGGUAAGACGAAGCUGGCCACUCUCAGCCCUCAGUCCUCCCAUCAUGCAGUUGCUCCAUCAGUGAAAAAAGGGCUUUUCCAUCCCUUCUCCUUUCCUCUGACCAGUUAGCAAACUUGUCCCCCUUUUUCUUUGGUCUUCAUUUCCAGGGGUUUGUUCCAAAGUUUGGGGAAGAGUUCUCCUCAUCCAUUUAUUUUCCUACAGAGAUAAAGAAACGUGAAAGAGAAAGAGAGAGAGCGAGAGAGAGAGAAAUUUAUUCAUCAGACAAAAAAAAAAAAAAAACCCUAAGCAGCCGCUAUGUUGAACAAAAAGCUGGAAGGAGAUGCUGGUGGUGGUGUUGUUUGCCGAUAACAGUAAGGACAAUGAAACACAUGAUCAUCCUAAAUAUGGUUUGAGAUGUAAAGAAAAAGAAGUCCACCUUCUAAAGAAUCUCUGUCUUCCAAAUAAUGUUUAACAUGAAAAAAAAAGAUCUUUGUUAUUUAUGCCCAAUGCUUUCUACACAUCCUGUCACAGUCCUCGUGUCUGUCUCGCUGGGAUCAUACUGUACUUUUGCCACGCGGUCUGAGGUUUGGUAGCUACAGUGUCUUCUUGCACUUUUGCAGCGGUGGUUCUCACAAUAGACUGGACAGCAGAAGGCCUGUUACACACUUGAGUUCACACUUGAGGUUGUGUUUGUGUGCGCUCAUAUCGUUGUUGUGAUGCAAAAACCUUGUGUCCAAAAUGGCAAAUUGGACACAAGAGAAGUUUUUUCCAUUUUUAAUGGAAGUCAGUGUAAAAAUAUUUUAUUUUAUUUUAUUUUAUUGUCAUUUUGGAGCAUUUUUAUUGAUCAAUUCAAAGGUUUUUGCAUGGCAGUAGAUUUUUCAGUAGACUUUUUCAAAUAAUACAUCUUGGAAAUGAUAUUGGGCCCUAUGGUGACAUUUUAACGUGUUUUUUUUUUCUUUGUAAAUUUGUCAACAGCCUUUACUUUCAUAUGGUUUCAUUGUCACUUCACUUAAAUUCUCCCAAUAUCCCAAACAGUACAAAAAAAUAGUCCUGCCAACUUAAAGUAAUAAAGUAUUUGAUAACAGAGUUUUCUUUUUAUUAUUAUUAUUAUUAACCAGACUUAAUAGUUAGUUAAUCUAACGUUCUUCUAACUCACAUGUUUAUCUUAGGCAUCUCAGUUUGGUCAACAAUACAAUUUGAGUAUUGCCUCAAGCCCAUUGGAACAUGAACUGUAGCUGAAACUCAUGAUAUCUGUCUAAGAUGUUUAGUCUGUCUUCUAGGGCCACUCUAGAGCUGUGAAUUGUCCCUAAAUAAACUUUUUCUAUUCUUUUACCACAUAAAUGUAUAUCAUUUCACAGCUCAGAGAGAGUCAGGAGAUCAUACAUGUUAAACCUAAUAAACAGUAAACAAACUGGGGAAAAGUGGGAGGUAAUACAUAUCUAAACAUCUUAUCUUACACAGUGUUUAAAAGAAAAAUCUGGUGUGAAAUGGACUUGGGAUGUAGUGAAACCAUAGACUGUAUACAAGUAUGGACAGGAUGACAGCGAACAGUUGAAAAGUGAAGCCACUACAUCUCUUACGCCCUCUGGUGGCUGGCUCCAGUACAACUCAUAACCCCACCUAUUUCUAUGCAUUUGAAUUAGAGAUUACAGAAUUUUU